This is a messenger RNA of Pteropus alecto (black flying fox), 6488 nucleotides long. RefSeq names its product dedicator of cytokinesis 3 (gene DOCK3). Gene Ontology annotation, biological process: small GTPase-mediated signal transduction. The transcript has 52 exons. The coding region runs from base 1 to 6126 and encodes 2041 amino acids. Gene Ontology annotation, cellular component: plasma membrane; cytoplasm. NCBI's taxonomy places the organism in Eukaryota, Metazoa, Chordata, Mammalia, Chiroptera, Pteropodidae. Gene Ontology annotation, molecular function: small GTPase binding; guanyl-nucleotide exchange factor activity. The record is from RefSeq and is a predicted model, not a curated record.
AUGCUAAUUGAUGUAUUUAUCCUUGUUUUUCUAGUGAUAUGCAGUUUUCGAGGAUCUGUCCCUCAAGGGUUGGUCUUAGAAAUAGGAGAAACAGUCCAGAUUCUUGAAAAAUGUGAAGGUUGGUACAGAGGAGUUUCAACAAAGAAGCCAAAUGUAAAGGGGAUCUUUCCUGCAAAUUACAUUCACUUGAAAAAGGCAAUUGUCAGUAAUAGGGGGCAGUAUGAAACUGUGGUUCCACUAGAAGAUUCUAUUGUGACGGAGGUUACAGCAACUCUACAAGAAUGGGCCAGUCUGUGGAAACAACUCUAUGUGAAACACAAAGUAGAUCUUUUCUACAAGCUACGCCAUGUGAUGAAUGAGCUUAUUGACCUGCGAAGGCAGCUACUGUCUGGUCACCUGACUCAGGAUCAGGUGCGGGAGGUUAAGCGGCACAUCACCGUGCGCCUGGACUGGGGUAAUGAGCAUUUGGGCCUGGAUCUGGUACCUCGAAAGGACUUUGAAGUAGUGGAUUCAGACCAGAUUAGUGUCUCAGAUCUCUAUAAAAUGCAUUUAUCUAGCCGGCAGAGUGUACAGCAAAGCACGUCCCAGGUGGAUACGAUGCGCCCACGUCAUGGGGAAGCUUGUCGGAUGCCAGUGCCACAUCACUUCUUCCUCAGCCUGAAGAGUUUCACCUACAACACCAUCGGGGAAGAUACCGACGUCUUCUUUUCCUUAUAUGAUAUGAGAGAAGGCAAGCAGAUCAGUGAGCGGUUUCUGGUGAGACUGAACAAGAAUGGUGGGCCAAGGAACCCAGAGAAGAUAGAACGAAUGUGUGCCCUUUUUACAGAUCUGAGCAGCAAAGAUAUGAAGAGAGAUUUGUAUAUAGUUGCCCAUGUGAUACGAAUAGGCCGGAUGCUCCUCAAUGACUCAAAGAAGGGCCCUGCUCACCUGCAUUACCGACGACCAUACGGCUGUGCGGUCCUAAGCAUCCUGGAUGUCCUACAGUCUCUCACAGAAUUGAAGGAAGAAAAGGAUUUUGUUCUUAAGGUUUACACGUGCAACAACGAGAGCGAGUGGUCCCAGACCCACGAGAACAUCAUCCGCAAGUCCAGCGCCAAGUAUUCCGCCCCCAGUGCCAGCCACGGUCUUAUCAUUUCUCUGCAGCUUCUUCGAGGAGACAUGGAACAGAUUCGGAGAGAAAACCCUAUGAUAUUCAACAGGGGAUUGGCGAUUACAAGAAAAUUGGGAUUUCCUGAUGUCAUCAUGCCAGGCGAUAUCCGCAAUGACCUGUACCUAACCCUGGAGAAGGGGGAUUUUGAGAGAGGGGGAAAGAGGGUACAAAAGAAUAUUGAAGUGACCAUGUAUGUGCUUUAUGCAGAUGGAGAAAUCCUAAAGGAUUGCAUCAGCUUGGGUUCAGGAGAGCCGAACAGGAGUUCCUACCACUCCUUCGUCCUCUACCACAGUAACAGCCCUCGCUGGGGGGAAAUUAUCAAACUGCCCAUCCCCAUCGACCGGUUCCGGGGCUCCCACCUGCGCUUCGAGUUCAGACACUGCUCCACGAAGGACAAAGGGGAAAAGAAGCUCUUUGGCUUUGCAUUCUCACCCCUGAUGCGGGAUGAUGGCACCACUCUCUCCGAUGACAUCCACGAGCUCUAUGUGUACAAGUGCGAUGAGAACAGCACGUUUAACAACCACGCUCUGUACCUGGGCCUGCCCUGCUGCAAAGAGGACUACAACGGCUGCCCGAACAUCCCCUCCAGCCUCAUCUUCCAGCGCAGCACCAAAGAGUCUUUCUUCAUCUCCACGCAGCUCUCCUCCACCAAGCUCACCCAGAACGUGGACCUCCUUGCUCUGCUCAAGUGGAAGGCCUUUCCAGACAGGAUCAUGGACAUCCUUGGGCGGCUGCGGCAUGUCAGCGGAGAGGAAAUUGUUAAGUUCCUGCAGGACAUCUUAGAUACGCUCUUCGUGAUUCUGGACGAUAAUACAGAGAAGUACGGCCUACUGGUGUUCCAGUCUUUGGUAUUCAUCAUCAACCUGCUCAGAGACAUCAAGUAUUUCCACUUCCGGCCUGUAAUGGACACGUACAUCCAGAAGCACUUUGCUGGAGCCCUGGCAUACAAGGAGCUCAUCCGCUGUCUGAAGUGGUACAUGGACUGCUCAGCAGAACUGAUUCGGCAGGACCACAUUCAAGAAGCCAUGCGGGCCUUGGAGUACCUUUUCAAGUUCAUCGUGCAGUCGAGGAUCCUGUACUCACGAGCUACCUGUGGGAUGGAAGAGGAGCAGUUCCGGUCGAGCAUCCAAGAACUUUUCCAGUCCAUUCGGUUUGUGCUCAGUCUGGACAGCAGAAACUCGGAAACACUCCUGUUCACGCAGGCUGCACUCCUCAAUUCCUUCCCAACCAUCUUUGAUGAGCUGCUGCAGAUGUUCACCGUGCAGGAGGUGGCAGAGUUUGUGAGAGGGACCCUGGGAAGCAUGCCCAGCACUGUCCACAUCGGGCAGUCGAUGGACGUGGUGAAGCUGCAGUCCAUCGCCAGGACUGUGGACAGCCGCCUGUUUUCUUUCCCAGAAUCCCGCCGCAUCCUGCUUCCUGUGGUUCUCCACCAUAUUCACCUCCACCUGCGGCAGCAGAAAGAGCUGCUCAUCUGCUCAGGGAUUCUUGGCAGCAUCUUCUCCAUCGUCAAGACCAGCUCUCUGGAGGCAGAUGUCAUGGAGGAGGUAGAAAUGAUGGUGGAGAGCCUCCUGGACGUGCUCUUGCAGACUCUGCUCACCAUCAUGAGCAAAUCGCACGCUCAGGAGGCGGUAAGAGGGCAGCGGUGCCCGCAGUGCACAGCCGAGAUCACUGGUGAGUAUGUGUCCUGCCUUCUCUCGCUGCUCCGCCAGAUGUGUGACACCCACUACCAGCACCUCCUGGACAACUUCCAGAGCAAAGAUGAACUCAAGAAGCUGAAAGCCGACAAUAUUCCCAUACAGCCAGACCCUGGUGACACUGGCAGGUUUUCCCUGACUGAAAGCAGCCCUGUGACCAUGUUCCUCUGGGAAAAGCUGCUCAGCCACACUGGUGGCUUCCUUCCUAUCAUAGUCACUACCGUCCAGUACUUGUCUUCUGCACUGCACAAGAAUUUCACAGAGACAGACUUCGACUUUAAGGUGUGGAAUUCUUAUUUUAGCCUGGCAGUUCUGUUCAUAAAUCAGCCAAGCCUCCAGCUCGAAGUCAUCACUUCAGCCAAGAGGAAGAAGAUUCUAGAUAAGUAUGGGGACAUGCGUGUGAUGAUGGCUUAUGAACUGUUCAGCAUGUGGCAAAAUUUAGGUGAACAUAAGAUCCACUUCAUCCCAGGAAUGAUCGGUCCUUUUCUGGGUGUGACGCUGGUCCCACAGCCGGAAGUGCGGAAUAUCAUGAUUCCCAUCUUUCAUGACAUGAUGGACUGGGAGCAGAGGAAAAAUGGCAACUUCAAACAGGUGGAGGCCGAGCUGAUCGACAAGCUGGACAGCAUGGUGUCGGAAGGGAAAGGCGACGAGAGCUACAGGGAGCUCUUCGGCCUGCUAACCCAGCUGUUUGGGCCCUACCCCAGCCUGCUGGAGAAGGUCGAACAGGAAACCUGGCGUGAGACCGGCAUUUCCUUCGUGACGUCAGUCACCCGCCUCAUGGAACGCCUUCUUGACUACAGGGACUGCAUGAAAGGAGAGGAGACGGAGAACAAGAAGAUCGGCUGCACUGUUAACCUGAUGAACUUUUACAAAUCGGAGAUUAACAAAGAAGAGAUGUACAUUCGCUACAUCCAUAAGCUUUGUGACAUGCAUUUGCAGGCCGAAAACUACACAGAGGCUGCGUUCACUCUGCUCCUCUACUGCGAGCUGCUGCAGUGGGAGGAGCGGCCCCUGCGGGAAUUCCUCCACUACCCGUCUCAGCCUGAGUGGCAGCGGAAAGAGGGGCUGUGUCGCAAGGUCAUCCACUACUUCAACAAAGGCAAGAGCUGGGAGUUUGGGAUCCCACUGUGCAGGGAACUGGCGUGUCAGUACGAGAGCCUCUACGAUUAUCAGAGCCUCAGCUGGAUUCGGAAAAUGGAAGCCAGCUACUACGACAACAUCAUGGAGCAGCAGCGCCUGGAGCCCGAGUUCUUCCGGGUCGGCUUCUACGGCCGGAAGUUUCCUUUCUUCCUCCGGAACAAAGAAUACGUGUGCCGUGGCCAUGACUACGAGAGGCUGGAGGCCUUCCAGCAGAGGAUGCUCAGCGAGUUCCCACAGGCCGUCGCCAUGCAGCACCCCAACCAGCCCGACGACGCCAUCCUGCAGUGCGAGGCCCAGUAUUUGCAGAUCUAUGCGGUGACACCCAUUCCCGAUUACGUGGAUGUCCUGCAGAUGGACCGGGUCCCGGAUCGUGUCAAGAGCUUCUACCGGGUCAACAAUGUGAGGAAGUUCCGGUACGACAGGCCUUUUCACAAAGGCCCCAAAGACAAAGAGAAUGAAUUCAAGAGCCUGUGGAUCGAGCGUACCACGCUGACCCUGACCCACAGCUUGCCCGGCAUCUCUCGGUGGUUCGAGGUGGAGAGGAGGGAACUGGUGGAGGUGAGUCCCCUGGAGAAUGCCAUCCAAGUGGUGGAGAAUAAGAACCAGGAGCUGCGGGCCCUGAUCGGCCAGUAUCAGCACAAGCAGGCGCAUGGCAACGUCAGCCUGCUCAGCAUGUGCCUGAACGGCGUCAUCGACGCGGCGGUCAACGGAGGCAUCGCCCGCUACCAGGAGGCCUUCUUUGAUAAGGAUUACAUCACCAAGCACCCCGGAGAUGCCGAGAAGAUCGCCCAGCUCAAGGAGCUCAUGCAGGAGCAGGUCCAUGUCCUUGGAGUCGGGCUGGCAGUUCAUGAGAAGUUUGUGCACCCAGAAAUGCGGCCUCUGCAUAAGAAGCUGAUCGAUCAGUUCCAGAUGAUGCGGGCCAGUCUCUACCACGAGUUUCCGGGUUUGGACAAGCUAAGUCCUGCAUGUUCAGGCACCAGCACCCCCCGGGGGAAUGUCCUAGCAUCCCACAGUCCCAUGAGCCCUGAGAGCAUCAAGAUGACCCACCGGCACAGCCCCGUGAACUUGAUGGGCACAGGCCGCCAUUCGUCAUCCUCUCUGUCCUCACAUGCAUCUAGCGAAGCGGGAAAUGUGGUGAUGCUGGGCGACAGCUCCAUGGGCGAGGCCCCCGAGGACCUGUACCACCACAUGCAGCUCGCGUAUCCCAACCCCAGGUACCAGGGCUCGGUCACGAAUGUCUCUGUUCUGUCCUCGUCCCAGGCAAGCCCUUCUUCCUCCAGCCUGAGUUCCACUCACUCAGCACCAUCCCAGAUGAUUACCUCUGCCCCUUCCAGUGCCCGAGGCUCUCCCUCUCUGCCAGAUAAGUACCGCCAUGCCCGGGAAAUGAUGUUGCUGCUGCCCACGCAUCGGGACCGUCCGAGCAGUGCCAUGUAUCCAGCAGCCAUCCUGGAGAAUGGACAGCUGCCAAAUUUCCAGCGAGCCCUGUUCCAGCAAGUGGUCGGAGCCUGCAAACCCUGCAGUGACCCCAAUCUCUCUGUGGCUGAAAAAGGUCAUUACUCCCUACACUUUGACGCCUUCCACCACCCCCUGGGUGACACGCCCCCGGCCCUCCCUGCCCGGACCCUGCGCAAGUCUCCUCUCCACCCUAUCCCAGCCUCCCCCACCAGCCCCCAGUCGGGCCUGGAUGGCAGCAACUCUACGCUGUCCGGCAGUGCCAGCAGCGGCGUGUCCUCCUUGAGUGAGAGUAACUUUGGGCACUCCUCAGAGGCCCCGCCUCGAACCGACACCAUGGACUCCAUGCCAAGCCAGGCCUGGAACGCUGACGGAGACCUCGAGGCCCCCUACCUCCCUGUCCACUACAGCCUCUCCGAGUCCGCUGUCCUGGACUCCAUCAAGGUCCAGCCCUGCCGAAGCCACUCAGCCCCAGGAUGUGUCAUCCCUCAGGACCCCAUGGACCCACCUGCGCUGCCACCCAAGCCCUACCACCCCCGCCUGCCGGCCCUGGAGCAUGAGGAGGCUGUGCUGCUGCGCGAAGAGGCCGACAGGCCCCGGGGCUUGCACCGCAAGGCCUCACUGCCUCCUGGGAGCGCCAAGGAAGAACAGGCCCGCACGUCCUGGGAGCACGGCCGAGGGGAGCAGUGAGGGGCAGGGAGGUGGCGGGACACCGUCCUCAGUGAGCAGCUGGCCCAUCCAUUGCAGGUCUGAAAAGCAGGUCGCCCCCAGGGAGCCAGAGAGGCCUGGCACUCAGGAGAGAACACCCAAGUCUGCGUUCUACUGCCGUGAACUUGUGUGCUGCCACGCAGAGGCCGCAGCAGCAUGAGGGUUGUGGCUUCUCUUCAUUUCAUGUGUUCCCAUUUCUAUGUGUUUUCCUUUCCUUUGUGCAGUAGAUGCUGUUUUCCUCCUGCAGUUCCAGACCACGUGGAGCUAGAUGGAGAUAUUGCACAGACAGAACCGCUUCGCAGCUUUGCAGGGUCUAGGGUAGGAGCCCGGGCCCUCCCUCCAGG